Aspergillus terreus NIH2624 is the source of this 561-nucleotide messenger RNA. RefSeq lists its product as uncharacterized. Lineage: Eukaryota; Fungi; Ascomycota; Eurotiomycetes; Eurotiales; Aspergillaceae. The coding region runs from base 1 to 561 and encodes 186 amino acids. The transcript has a single exon. The record is from RefSeq and is a predicted model, not a curated record.
AUGACCCCCGCAAUUUCCAAGGUGCAAGCCGCUGUCCAAACGUCUCCGGCCGUGGAUUCCAGGGUUCUGUGCAACUCUACCCGAGCAGAGUCUGAAUCACAGGAACCGUCUGCUGUCGUCCAACAACGUCAGCAUAGAGAGCCAUUCCUUGCUUUUGCGGUUGGCAUGAUAGCUCUAGGGACCACUGUCUGGCACACUAGGGAGAACGAUCAUAUACCACCACUUCUUUCCACGGAGACCUUCGUCGGCAAUGCCGCGCUUUUGGCGUUUAUGGCAGUGGCAUGGGAUCGCAUGGUUAUCUUCCCAUCCAGGUAUUCACAUUACGGCCUACCUAUGUUGGCGUGGGGCUCGCCGGCCCUGCUCUACGUCACUUACAUAUUGUGCUUGGCGGGAUACGUUUGCUGGUACGACACCAGGGCGACCCAUCCAUUGGCGACCUAUAUCAUGGUCUUGCAACUUGGGCUUUGGGUGGUGGUGACGGUGGGCUGGACCGUAUCCACCAUGUUUUGCUCGCUUUUGGAUGACGACAUGGACGGGCACGAGGAGCCUGGAAGGGCCUAA